Messenger RNA from Alosa alosa (allis shad), 1310 nucleotides. RefSeq names its product serine and arginine rich splicing factor 5b (gene srsf5b). Gene Ontology annotation, cellular component: cytoplasm; nucleus; ribonucleoprotein complex. The coding region runs from base 318 to 797 and encodes 159 amino acids. Gene Ontology annotation, molecular function: mRNA binding. NCBI's taxonomy places the organism in Eukaryota, Metazoa, Chordata, Actinopteri, Clupeiformes, Clupeidae. The record is from RefSeq and is a predicted model, not a curated record. The transcript is spliced from 6 exons.
GUAGGCCUACAACAACAAUUGAAAACACUAAAAUAAUUCAUUUUAAGUAGUACAUUUACCGUAUUGGAUAACGAUGCCAGUUAUGGUUUUUGACCAGCGCAGAUCUCCGUCACAUCACAGAAGCGUCUUGGGAAAUGCUGAAUAUACUGUCCCUGGAUCUGUGGUAGAAUCGAAUGCCCUUCCAUUGAAUCGUGCUAGACUGUACUAGACGAGCGAAAACAGACUCCAUUUUGUAAUUCGGGCUUUAAGGAAGGCUGCUUAUUUCGGGUAGGUAUUUAGGCCGCGUAUUUCCCCCAUCAAAAUUAACAUUAACGUUAAUGGCUGGAGAGGGGCACUCACCAAGGACUGCUGAGAAAAUGAACGGGUGUCGCAUCUUUAUUGGACGCCUGAAUCCCUCUGCCAGGGAAAAAGAUGUCGAACGCUUCUUCAAAGGAUAUGGCAGAAUCCGUGACAUUGAUCUGAAACGUGGAUUCGGUUUUGUGGAGUUUGAUGACCCAAGAGAUGCUGAAGAUGCUGUUUAUGAACUUGAUGGCAAAGAACUAUGUAAUGAAAGGGUGACUAUUGAGCAUGCUCGUGUGCGCCUGCGAGGGGGGCGAGGAAGAGGUGGCGGUGGUGCCAGUGGUGGUGGUGGUGGCCGCUUCCCAGCCCGCUACGGCCGAGGCUCCCAGGACAGUCGUAGUCGGAACCCCCCUCCUAUGCGCACCGAGAACCGGCUCAUUGUGGAGAACCUGUCUUCAAGAGUCAGUUGGCAGCUUGACUGUUGUGUCGUAUGGAAGAGCUCGCUUAUGGUGGAGUAAACCCCUUCAGGGUCCCUCUGUGUGGGUUGUGCCAGUCGUGCCAGGCAGUGUGCCCCACUCCUAGUUGCCUCCUGCUGGUCGUAUGAGCGCUCGCUUUGGGGAGCCCCACACUCUCGCUCUCGAGCCCCGCUGGCUGCCACCUCCAAUGUGCCAUCCCAUCCCCUCGCCCGCCUGCCCCCUCCGCCGCCUCCCAGCGGAGAGAGAGAGAGAGAGAGAGAGGGAGCGAGAGAGAGCGAGCGAAAGAGCGAGAGAGAGAGGGGUGGAAGGCUGGGGGUGCCUGCUGGCGCUGCCGAGCCGAGCCGAGCCGUGCCGUGCCGUGCCAUGUCGCCCCAGAGCAGAGCGAGCGAGACACAAAGCAGAUGUGGCAAAGAGAGAGAGGGGAGAGCGCAAACAGAACGGGUCGCUUGCUGGUGUGUUGAUCGAGGCGUGUCGGUAAUUUGAGAGGCUUCGAUCGAUAUCUACCUACCUUACCACCAACUCCCUCAACCUCCCACCCAUCCCCCUUCACCUACC